This is a messenger RNA of Orussus abietinus, 2108 nucleotides long. RefSeq names its product zinc finger CCCH domain-containing protein 18. Gene Ontology annotation, molecular function: metal ion binding. The record is from RefSeq and is a predicted model, not a curated record. NCBI's taxonomy places the organism in Eukaryota, Metazoa, Arthropoda, Insecta, Hymenoptera, Orussidae.
CCGCGCGAGCUUGCGCUCGGCGUAUUUCGGCGUACUUUUCCGCGGGCGUGUAAGUGUAACGACGCGCCUUGCCCGGUCGAAGGCUACCCGUUGGUUCCGCCGUGAGCCGUUACGACUGGUGCGGACCUGAAGAAGUCGACCGACGCCGAGAGGAGAUCCGACAUUGGCGUUGGCGUUGGUCCGGUGCGUGAUCGCGCCAACCUCGCUGCGGACCCGGUCGGCUCGGCUCACGAGCGAUGUGACGAGCUGGGGAGCGUCUUCGAGGUGAUUUAAAGGAGGCGCGAGAGAGAUCCCCGGGGAAUCGACGACCACUCGACGCCGGGCGAGCGACUCGCAAGUCCUUUGCUUUUUCACUCGGUAGACUCGCGACCGCGCGCCCAUAACAGGCACGUGGCCACUCAAGGUCGAAGUUUCUAGUACCUAGUGCGGUACGAACUGUCAACGGGUUUUGCCUUAGUUCGUGUCGUGUUCGAAAGUCGAAAAGUCUAAACGGUUAAGUGUACAAAUACUGUCGGUCUAAAAGUAAACCCACGCCGAGUACGUGACUAAGAAAUGAGAAAAAGUUGAGUUCGAGUACGGAGUUAUACCUAUGUAUACAAGUACAUGUAUAUGCGAGUAAGUAACGCAAAGUAACGGGUUUAAAGUUCUAACCGGAGGUGUAAGUCGUGUAAGUACGAAAAUGUCGGGUGUCGGGUGUACCGUGACAAUCGUGCGCGUUAUGACUUCAAGAGCGAGUACCGCAUGGCCGCUUUUCUAUACACAGGGUAAAGUAGACCCUCGGGGCGAUGUCGGACUCCGGGUCGGAGAGCCGGUCCUCGGCGGAGGCGUUCGACCGGGCCGGCACCCCGGACACCCCGGACAGCCCCGACAGCCCCGGGUGGGCGGCCAGUCGCAGCUCGGCUUCCUCCGGGGGAAGGCCUGCCCCGUCGCCCCUCGGGAAGGCGGGGACGCCCCUCUCGGCCAGUCCCGGAUCGUCCCCGGGGAAGCCCGACUCGCCCGCGUCGUACGACUCGGCGAGUCUCGGCUCGUCCCCGGGGAAGCCUGACUCGCCCGGGUCGCCACGCUCCGGGAGGGACUCUCCCGUGGAGACGAGGUUCGCCAGGGCCAACCUGGAGGAGGAGGAGGAGACCAGGUUCGGGAGGCGCGACGGGUCCAGGACCUCCAGGAGUUCGGACAGCCGCGGCUCGAAGCCGGCCUCGCCAGACACCCGGGACGAUCCUGGUGCCGUUGACGAUGACAAACAUUGUGCAAACGAGCUGGACGGCGAGCAGAUCUCGGAUGGCGAUAUAGAGGACGAGCCGAGGCCCGCCGAGAGGGUCCCCGAGAGGGCCGUCGACCACGGCGAGGACCUCUCCGACGUGUCCGACCUGGAGAGCAUGGACGGCGCCGAGGAGGCGCCGGAAGAACGCCGCGACGACAAGGAAGAACGACCCGAACGGAUGGAGGAGGACCGCAAAGUCGUCCCCGAGGACAAGGCCCCCAGCACGACCCUCGCCGAGGAAAAUGAGCAACUCGACUUCGAGGCCGAUGGCCGGUGGAAAGACGAACGCGAGGAUGGGGACGCCGAGCCCGGGAAGGAUCAGAAGGAGGCGAAAGAGCGAGACGAGCGGGCGCCCGAGGACACUAAAGAAGAGGAGGAGGAAGAGGAUGACGAGAAGGGCGUGAUCAAGGAGGAAAAGGACGCCGCCCGGGACAAGGACCCGGAGGAAGACGGCGAGAAGGCCGAGUCGGAGCUGGAGGAGGGCGAGCUGAGCGACGGCGAAGACGCCCGCCCCGAGGAAACCGAGCCCAGGCCCGUGUGCCGGUUCUACAACCGGGGCCAGUGCACCUGGGGCGUCAGUUGCCGCUUCCUGCACCCUGGGGUCACCGACAAGGGCAACUACACCAUGUUCGACAUGGUGCGCCCCGUGGCCUUCCCGCCCCACGCCCUGGGCACCGCCUCCGGGCCCGGCCUGGAGUUCCGGGCCGGACACCCCGGGGAUCGCGCCGCAGCUCCGGGUCGACCCCUGCCCGCCGUCGCCCCCUACGCCCUCCACUCGCACAUGUCCAAGAUGGAGGAACUUCCUGCGGAGUCCGCGUGGGAGCGCGGCCUUCGCCACGCCAAAGAG